Molecule: messenger RNA, 4073 nt
Organism: Aphidius gifuensis
Lineage: Eukaryota; Metazoa; Arthropoda; Insecta; Hymenoptera; Braconidae
Product: CRE-binding bZIP protein SKO1-like
Exons: 5
Coding region: 523-2565 (680 amino acids)
Biological process (GO): regulation of transcription by RNA polymerase II
Cellular component (GO): nucleus
Molecular function (GO): RNA polymerase II cis-regulatory region sequence-specific DNA binding; DNA-binding transcription factor activity, RNA polymerase II-specific
Source: RefSeq, a predicted model, not a curated record
UAGUGCCACGCUGGCAGUCUUGCUAAAAGCAUGCAAAUAUCAUACAUCAUUUUGCACUAAAUAAUCGCCAUUAUAAAUUUUAUUAAAAUUGUGUCUAAUUAAUAAAAUCAACAAAUAAUUUUGUCAAUAAUUAUCAAAUAAAAUGCCACUCUCGGCCAAAGGUAAACUAACUCACGAAUAAAUUAAUAAAAAAAAAAAAAAAAGAGAAAGGCCCCCGGCUUUUACCCGAAACAUGACGAAGUAGUAACCCCCCAAAAAAAAAACCGGUUUAUUGUCAUAUCAUUAUUGGGGUGGGGCAAACAGAUACGACACACAAGCAUCAGUUACUCACAAAAUAAAUUCAGUGGCUUCAUCACAUUUUUUUUUUAGUGACGCAUGGUAUUAAGUGUUAUUUUUUUAAAUAAAAAAAAUAUAUUUUUGUUCGUUUUAAUUAUUGUUAAUAAUUGUUUGUAAAUUAAUUAAUUAUCUGUGAAUUUAAUGGAAAUAUUGUGUUAAUAAUAAUAAGCUUUGCUUAUUAUUUAAAUGAAUAAUAAUUUUAUAAAAAUAACAAACGAGAUAGCGUCAAACACACCAGACAUGAAUUAUUUUAUGGACGAAAUACUUGCAACAUUGGAUAAGGAUCCAAAGGAUGGAAUAAUGAAUGAUAAUUUUGUUAAUGAUUAUUGUGAUGAAUGGACACCGGGUGAUGAUUUACUUCAGUUAGAUUUAAAUACAAUAAAUGGUUUAAAUCCAAUAAAUGAAUUAGACACAAUAAAUGAUCUAAAUGACAUGGAUCUAACGAGUAAUUUAAAUUUUGAUAAUGACCUGGCAUCACCACCGUCAUCAGACAGUGGUUUAUCAAGUGCAUUAAGUUUAACUGGUGAAGAACAUAUGAGUCCAUUAUUGACAUUUGAUGAUGAUGCUAAUGAAUUGAAUGAUAAAAAAUUUAAUCCAGAUGAUUUAAUAAGAUACGAACCAUUUUAUCCAUCAAAUGAAUCAUUUGAUAGUAAUGAUAGUCCAAUAAGAUCAGUCAUGAGUUCAAGUAUGGGCUCACCGGAAACUGGUGAUGUCAUUGAAGACAUGGAUUUUGAGCCAAAUAUGGUGACAAUACCUGAACAAACGGAUAUUGAAUCAUCAAUGGAUAUUCCAUAUGCAUCUAUUAAACAAGAAAUUGUUUCUUCCAUUGAUAUUGAUACAACACCAGUACAGCAACAACAAAAACCAGUUGUUUGUGUUCAAAAUAUACAAAAAACAAUAACAGCACCAGCACCAGCAGCAUCACCACUAAAAAAAAUAUCAUCAGUAGCAGUAACAGCAACACCAGUAGCACCAAUAGCAAAAAUAUCCACAGCACCAGCAACAGGAAGAGUAACAACAGCAUCAACAACAAAAACAACAACACCACUAACAUGUAAUGGCAAACAAAUUCAAAAAUUAAUACGUGUUUCUGGAUCACUUGUAUCUGGAAAUUCAAGAUCAUUAUUAAUCACCAACUUGAAAGACAUUAAACAUCUUCCUGGACAUAUUAAAAUAAUAAGUCCAGCUAGUGCUAAAAAUUAUAAAAAUUUUAAAAUAAAUCAAGGCAAUUUCAUCAACAAAGCAACACAUAUAACAAUUAAACAAGAGGAUACAUCAAGUGAAAAAAGUAGUCAAUCAAGUGAUGAUAUAUCUGAAACAGAAACUCAAUAUCCACGUUUAAAAUUAAAUAAUGAAGAAAAACGUUUAUUAGAAAAAGAAAAUAUAACAUUACCAUCACAUUAUCCAUUAACAAAAACAGAAGAACGUGAAUUAAAAAGAAUACGUCGUAAAAUACGUAAUAAAAUAUCAGCUCAAGAUUCACGUAAAAGAAAAAAGGAAUAUGUCGAUGGACUUGAAGACCGUGUGAAGCAAUGUACUGAAGAAAAGAUAGCAUUAUUAAAACAAAUUAAAGCAUUACAAACCGAAAAUCAAAGUCAUCAAACACUAAAUCGAAGUUUAGUUGGACAAUUAAAAAGAUUACAGGCAUUAAUACAAAAAGGUAAUAAAAGUGCUCAACCAGCAACAUGUUUGAUGGUGCUCUUGUUGUCAUUGGCAUUAGUGGCUACUCCAAAUCUCAGUCAUCGUUCAAAUACAUCAACAAAUGAAUUGACAAUUGAUCAAGAACAACCAGAAAAUAUUCCAGUUAAUGGUCGUUCAAGAAGUUUGUUAUUUUCAAAACAACUACUUGAUGAAGAUUUUCAUCAGUAUGGUGAAGAAUUACUUCAAGAAUUUGAGGGUUUAUUGGAUCAUGAUUACAACAGUCCAAUUGCUCAAAUGCCAGCCUGCAAACGGCCACGUUAUGAUAAUGAUAAAUGUAAUAAAUAUUCAGCUUCAAUGGAUCAUGUUGGUGGUACGCUAAAUAAACAAUUAGAUACGCAAAAUGUCAAGCUAAGCAGAAAGUAUAUUGAGCCACCAUUAGAUGAUGUUUGGCCCCCACCAAAACAAAAUAUUGCAAAACCAGCGAAAAUUGUGGAUAAACUUGAAGCACUGACGAAUGAAUUAAAAAUAAACAUUUCUGAUGCUGAUGGUACCAGAACUGUCCUCGUUAAAGUGCCUCAAGAACAGUAGAAAAAAAAUCAAGUAAAUUGAUAUUUUCAUUUACUAAAAAGAAACAUACUUUUGUUAGCAUUCGUAUUUUUUUUUUAUACACUUGGAGUGUAAUUCUAUUUGUUGCUUCCAAUUCUUCAUGAUGAUAUAAAGAGAAAAAAGAUAGCAAAUUAAAUUAGCUACAUAAUUCAAUCAACGAAAUCAAUUGAUUAUUAAUUAAUCAUAAAAUAGUUAAACAUUUAUUUACAAGAUAUUAAUUAUGCCUCAUGCAAAUAACAAUUGGUUGUUUUUUUUUUUUUUUCUUUUUUUAAUGACCCUUUAUGGUAGAAAAAAAUAAUUAAGUUAGACAUUAUUUGAAAGUAGAUAUUUACAAAAGAAAAGUAAAAUAAUUAUGAAAUAAUAUUUACAAAAAAAAAAAAGGAAAGAAUUAAUGAAUUUGGUGUAAAUGAAUUUUUUAUAAAUGAAAAAGUGAGAUAAUUAAAUUGUAAAUAUUUUUCAACGUCGAUAUAAUGUAAUAUUAAUUGAAAAUUUUGUUUUUCUUUUGAAAGAGUGAUAAUAAUAAGAAAAAAAAAAUAGUUUUAUUAAAUAUGUUGAUAUUUUCAAUGCAAUUUAUAUGAGAACAAUUAAUUAUAUAAGUCAAGAUCCAUAGAUAGUAAAUUUAUAUUAAAAAAAGAAAUGGUAGAAUGAUAGUUUAGCUGUAAUAAUGUUUAAGAUAUCAUGAUAAAAUCUUGAUAUAUUGAAUUUUAAUUUUGAACCUAGAAUCAUUGAAAUGUUAAUUUUUUUUUCUUUGAUUCAUCAUGUGACUUAUACCGGGAUUAUAUAAAUAAAAUAAAAAAAAUAUUUCGAGUGUGAAAAACUUGUUAUUAUAUAAUUUUUAUUAUUGUACACGUUGCUUUGUGUACACCAAGACUGUUGCUUAAGAAUAAAAGAAAAAAAUAACAAAAACAAGAAAAAAAUACAAAAAAAAAAUAAGUAUAACAAUAAUCACGUACUAAUAAUUAUUCAAUUUUGAAUAUAAUUCAUCUAUUGUUAAUUAUUUACAAAAAAAUAAUAGUAAAAUCAAAUUUUCGUAUUUGUAUUUUGUGUAUUUCGCUAUUGAAAAUCAUAGACUAAAUUUAAAUCUAGAAAAAAACAUUGCACAUUUUUUUUUUUUUUUUGUCGAUUGGGAAAAGUUGGGAAUAUUCUUAUAUGAUGAUAAUAAAGAAGCAUAAAGUUUUCGCUUGAUUAGAUAUUAAUAUAGCUAGAGAUAACAAAAAGAAAAAAAAAAUAUGGAAUUAUUGGCAGAAAAUUAAAAAUUAUAUACAUUUUGCAAUAAAUUUUCUUGCCUGAAAAGUAGGAAAAAAUAAAUAUCAUUAUUUGUUUUAAAUUUCAUAAUUAUUUACAAUUAUAUUUAUAUAUUUUUUUUUUCCUCAUAAUUCCGAGCUGAUGUUUGAUCAGCUUGCACACAUUCCUAUGAGUUUUAUCAUGUAUUUGAUUUUUUUUUUUUAAUCAAAUUAUAUUUUUGCACAUAGUUUAUCAAAAACAAAGGU